UACCAGGAACAAAGUGCAGCUUCUUUCUUGUGUCACUUGUAUAUUUUUCUUCCAAAACUGAGCGCUAUCAUUGUGUUCCCAUGGCAGCGGCUCAGAUAAAGACCAUGGUGAACCAGCUGGGGACCAGACAGGACACCAGUGAACUGCAGGAUCGGCUGCAGCAGACACAACACUACACCAACCAACUGGCAAAAGAAACCAACAAACACCUGAAAGAGCUGGGAUCAAUCCCUCUGCCCUCAUCGCCUUCAGAGCAAGUAAGUACUCGUUUACAUGUCCUAAUGAAAGCUGACGACAACUCUCGGGAUGAAAAGCUUGUGUCCUUUGAUAACCAAGAUGAGUGGGGUCAGAUGACCACCCAGACGGAGGAAGCGGCCAUCACAGAGGAGGACCUGGAACUCAUCAAGGAGAGAGAAACCAACAUCAGACAGCUGGAGUCUGAUAUCAUGGAUGUAAACCAGAUCUUCAAGGACCUGGCUGUGAUGAUUCAUGACCAGGGAGAGAUGAUUGAUAGCAUCGAGGCUAACGUGGAGAAUGCUGAAGUUCACGUAGAACGAGGAACAGAGCAGCUGCAGAGAGCUGCUUACUAUCAGCAAAAGUCCCGGAAGAAGAUCUGCAUCCUGGUUAUGGUCUGCUCCAUCGUGCUCGUCAUACUCGCCAUCAUCAUCUGGUGGGCGUCCAAAUGAGCCGAUGUCACGCAACCAAUGUAAUCGAUUCAGUCCCCUCCCACCUGCUUGGAAUCAAAAGAA
Messenger RNA from Oreochromis niloticus (Nile tilapia), 749 nucleotides. RefSeq names its product syntaxin-12-like. Gene Ontology annotation, molecular function: SNARE binding; SNAP receptor activity. Gene Ontology annotation, cellular component: SNARE complex; endomembrane system; synaptic vesicle membrane. Bases 81 to 686 code for a protein of 201 amino acids. The record is from RefSeq and is a predicted model, not a curated record. Gene Ontology annotation, biological process: vesicle-mediated transport; intracellular protein transport; vesicle fusion. NCBI's taxonomy places the organism in Eukaryota, Metazoa, Chordata, Actinopteri, Cichliformes, Cichlidae. The transcript is spliced from 7 exons.